CCACUUCCAUUAAUGGCGCUCCGUCGCAGGGUCGGCUUUCGAUAUUCUUUUAUCUGCGGUAACAUGGCCGCUAAUUCUUGGGUGGAAAAUACCAAUCGAGAUUGUGUGUGGGGAAUACCCGCAACCUAAAUACCUCCGAAACCUGAACAGUGUGUAUUGGGGUGAUUUGGUGAUAGUUUUGCUAAACUGCCUCACUCAUACAACCCCUCGCUGAAGGAACUGGUUAGCACGUAUCCAAAAACUAUGCAAAUAAAGUGCCGGACGUGUAACAGAUAAGCGCUACACAACGCUUAACUUCGUCAAUUGGAAGAUGAAGGAGAUGAAAAUCAAAAUGGUGGAGUUAGCGUGAAUUUAUGCUUGCUUCCACGAGUGACGAGAUGGGUUAGUUUAAAAAUAAACUCAAACAGUUCUUUUUAGCCUCUGUGCCUUUGCUUGGGCACAUUCGGUACGCAUUAUAAACUUGUUCGUGCAGAUUGUCGAUUGCAACUUUUUGUUAUUGCAACCAUUUUGUUGUGGCGCAGCACAAGGCAAAAGCGAUGAUCGUUAAUUAAGGUUGCCUUUUGGAAGAAUUUAAUGAUGUUGCAACUUUUGUUAAGCUGCAUAAAGAAACGGCAAGCGACACAGUUUUCUGGGGGGAUUUUUCUACUAUAUCGUAGAAUUCUUGCGCACGAUGACCUUCGUCUGAUCUUAUCAUAAGCUGUAUGUGGUUUGCUCUGGUAGUGUUUGUGCUCAUACCUAACUCCAGUGUUUUUAUGAUGUGUAGAAGCAGUGAAAGCACUUGAAGUUGAUGUUUGCGAAACAUGGUCUGUUUGCUGUGAGAUCGUUCCUUUUGCUGUUUGAACAGAAUGGAGAGUAAUGUGUUCCUUUUUUUUUUGCUCCUUUCGUUGUGUUUACCGACCAACUCGAUGUUGGUGUUUUUCUUUUCUGUUAGCGCUGUUGUUGCAGCUGAUAAAUAUAUCGAUGUGAUUCUAUUCGGUUAAACACUGAACAGCGCAUCUGGCAUCGACGUGAGUGACAUGAGUUUAAAUAUGGAAAAUGAUUUAAGAUGAGAUAGGAAACGAGUGCAAUGAACUUUAAAUGCGUAGAACGAUAUUGCACGAUCACGCAAACAAUGGCGAGAAGAUCUUUUUUUUCGGAAACAUUAGUACAUUAAUUAUUAAGACAUUUAAUAUUGUGUUAAUUGGUUCUAAAUUUGUGAGAACAAAAGACAUUUGACAAAAAACAAUUAUAGAAAAAAUCUAAUUAAAUAUAUUAGAAAUAGUUUUAAAAAGGUACGAAUGAAUAUAGUGAGAUACGUUGCACACGAUUUCUUUAUUGCAAUUCCACUGUAAAUUUUUUUUUUUAUAAGCGUCGCAAUAGAUAGAGAUGCCAGUAAAAGACGCUCCUUGAGUCAUUGCAAUCCGGAGCGAUUCAUCGGCGUACGUGUUUUAAUUGAGUUUUAUUGAGCCGGUCGUUAUCAAGCCGUACCGACGUACAAACGUACAAACACAGCAGACAAGUGAGAAGCGCGACACGAUCGACCAGUAAAAGUGAUUGAAACAGAUUAAGCGUUCGCACUUCAAUAUCAGCGUCUAUGAAUUGUUGAUUUUACUGACACAUUAGCAAAAUGUUUAUUUUUUCCCUUUCCUGAUAUAGUUUAGCGUGAAGAAGAACUGAUAAUGUUAAGAAACAUGGUAACGAAACACGGAAGGUCUCGUGGUUUCCCAACACACCUAGUAGUGCUUUUUCCUUUAAUAAUAGUUUUCAUAUUUUUACCUUUUUUGUGGACAUAACAUUUUAAUGACAAUAUGACGUUUUGUAAACAUUACGCAAUUUAUGUUUACAUGAGUUAGUUUUACUUUCACUCUAAGCGUCGCAGUACUUGUGAAGGUUUUGUUUCCAUGUAGGGCAGCAAUUGCCGUUGCGAUUAACCGUGAGCUUCUUGUCAGCAUUGUAAAGUAAAGAUAGACACAGGGACGUUUUGGAGAACAUGGCUUUUAGGAUCGCGUCAUGUACUGCAACAUAAACGGCCAUGGUACACGACAAGACUAGAGAAUGCGAUUUUGCAAUAUGGUUUUGGUCGACAUCGUGUAGGAAACUGCUAACCGACCAAAAACUGCUACUGAAUUUUACAAUUGCCAGACUCUCAGCUUAAGCCACAAUUCAGUAGAAGAUCUACCGGAUCUUCGUUCUACGAAACAUAGAGCAUUCUACGAAACAUGGAACAUUUAAAACAAACAUAACUGUAUACGGUUUGAGGUCUAUAAACUUUUCAAAAAUAAAUCUAUGGCAUUAUAAAAAGUUAGCAUUAAUGUAAUUGUUAUUGGAGAUGAGAUGGUCAGCCAGAACAACGUUGCAACGUUCCAAGGAGAUGGUAAUUGGAAGGAAGAAUGCUCAGAGUUUACGGUGGGAGGAUAGAGCUUCUAAGUACGCUUUAGCUGGUGUCACAAGAUGUUCAUCUAUAAACCUUCUUUGUUACCCUUUGGUUCGGUUUAGUAGCUCAUAAUAGAAAAUGGCUAGCUUGUCCCACUUAAUACACAUUAUGAUCUUCACGUUGAAUAUUCGAUUUAUUUGUCAAUGAAAUGCAUGGCCUGAGCUUCAGUUAAUUGCAACCCAACAAACAUGGUACUGGACGUCUAUUUACCGUAGUACCUCAAAGUAAUCAUUUUCUUUUCGGACCAUUCUCAUUGCAUUUUACUAAUGGUAGGAUGGGUAAUGACCCAAAGUUUUUGGAGAAUUUUUGUUGCAUUUGUUAAGGAUUUUCGUCGAUAUUAGUCUUCAGUUAGUCGUCUCUAAACUUAAGUGGAAUUGCAGAUUGUUGUGAUCGUUUAUUUCCGUAACUACAAAGCUACUCUAUUGCUUUAGGUGCUAAGUUGCAGGAAGACCAUGGAACAGUGUCAUCAGUUUGUACUUCAGUUUAAAAUUUAAAGCAUGUGUUAAAUCUCUUUCUGUUCCACCUGAACUCUUUUUGCUCCACAUGAAGCUGAUAGUUCGGGUAACCUGUUUCUUUACAAUAUAUUCCGUGUUGAAGUUAUCAUUUCUAGAGUGCACUCUGUUGUCCACAUUUAAGGGAAACGGCAGAAAUUUAAAUAGAAUUCAUAUAGUACACUAAUAUCGACAUCUUGCAUUAUCAAAUCUCUACAAACUGAUUGAUGCACCUAGAAUGACAAUGGAUCCAUUAAAGUUAUGUUUGAUUGUUCUCUUUCUGUCUCGUUACAGCAAUCAUUGGCAAUAAACACAAAGCAAUAAUACAAAAUGAAUGAUCUCACCUGCCUGAAGUCCCUCAGGACGGUACUGAGGGACCUAGACGUCUACGAUGUGUUGCAAGACUUUAUACACCACCGUGUGUUCAACAAUGAGGAAUGCAUCGAGAUUACAAACGAACCGGAUGAAACGUUUAGACUGGAUCUGAUGUUCAUGACGCUGGAAGUAAAGCAGCGUCGCGACCCGCAAAUAGUGGCCCGGUUUAUGGAUGCACUGCGGAACUACUAUGACUGGAUCGUAGAAAAAUGGGAAAUGUAUCGCAACACGGUGACGAAGGAUUACAAUCAGUAUUUGUCGUACAGGAAUGAAUCGUUCAUGCCAUCACAGGCUUCGAUUGGUGUGUAUAGGAAGAAUUUACGAUGGACAAUACACAAACACCUGAUGUCGCUGCGUCACGGUGCAUCGGAACAUCGGUAUCUGUUCAUCAAUGGCAAGAUCGGCACCGGGAAACAGACGCUCGUUUGUCAGGCCUGCGAAGACCUGACGGUAGUGGUGCGCAUGAACUAUAAAAUCUUCUACCUGGAUCUGGCUUACUGCAACACCAAGGAAGCUACGUUGGAAAUGUUAGAAAAAUUACGUGUCCAACUUGGGGAUGCAGUUAAGCAGGAAGAGCGUAGCAACAAUUACAGCUAUCCUUCGAACAAAAUCGACUACUGGAAGCGCACCUUUACCCAAGCGUUCGAGAAGGAACUCUCGGAAAGUUUGCUAGUACUGGCACACGUGCGCUAUGCCGAACUGAUAAAAGAUUUCGAUUUCAAGUGUAAAACCGUUGUGAUCACAAGCAACAAGGAUGUGGUACACGAGGUAAGCGAAUCGGAACGAUUCGUGGUGGAACUCCCGCAAGGUUUCACCGAGGACGAAGGGCUGGAACUGUUUGCGAAGGCACUGAAAAAGAAAAACACCAUGUUACCACCGGAAGCAACGGAACUCUGUCGUGCGUGUCAGGGUAAUCCAUUUCUCAUCAAUCUGAUCGCACUGCGGAUGAAUGAGGAAUGCAAAAAUGAGGUACCAAUCAACUGGCAGCAACACAUCGACAAUCUGCAGAACUUUAGCAUUGGUAGAUCGGAAAGAGUUUCGCGAACGAUCGCUUCUACGUUGGAACAGUUCACCGAGGAGGAGCAACAAUGUUUUCACGAUUUGGUGAUCUUCCGGGACAACGUGCCACUAUCGCCUCGCGUGCUGGAGAUGUACUGGGGGAAGGAUAAGGAGACGACCGAAUGUUUCCUGUCGAAGUUGGAACGGCGCGGUCUGCUGGAGAAGCGUGUCUGUAAGAAUAAGAUGUUUUAUAUGAUGCAAUACAUUUGCUAUAACGAUAUCAUGCAUCCACCGGGCUCAGAUAUGACCAAACUUCAUCGUCGUCUGCUAAAAAACUAUAGCAUACGCGAGAAUCUCACCAACCGUAGGGAGCUAGAACUGACCAACGAGUUCCCAAAUGAUGACUACUUUUACUUCUACAUUGGGUACCACAUCGAUCAGGCCGUUGAGCAUGAUUUGUUCCCCGAGCUUUAUCAAGACUUUGGCUUUCUGGAGCAAAAGCUGCGCAUCGCUGGGCUGGCAAAUACGGUCGGCGAUCUGCGCAAAUAUCAGGACAAGAUUUUUCCACACGUCGAUGAUGAAGAAGCCAUCAUUGACACGCUAAUUGAGUUUCUGAUGGUGGGCGAAUGUUUACUGUCGGAUGAUUCACGACUUCUGCAGAGGGCGUUAAAUUUCCCGGGAGAAAUCGGUAACAUGGCGAGGGUGCAGGUGGAGAAGUUUAAAAACCGUCUCUGGUUCUGUGAUGUGUCUCAUGGGUUUGAAUCAUCGGUCAUUAAACUUUGCCAUCGUCCGGAUAUGGUGCGUUUGCAGGAUUCAACCCAUGUGUUCGUGUCACUGGCGAACAAUGAUAUCCAGCUGUGGAAUCUCUCAGUAGACUACGAUGUGCCACCGAUGACGUUCAAGGGCUGCCAGGGUGAACAGAUCAAGGACAUGCAGAAGACGGACCAAUUUUUGGUGGCUCUCAACAGACGGGGUUUGAUUAAGGUGUGGUCGACUAAAAAUCCACCCGAUCGGCCCGACUAUCGUGUGCGCGAUGCUACACCGCGUGAAGCCGAAAUGACACUAUCGAUAACGGGCGGAUUUAGCUGUUUCUGCGUGUUGAAGCAAAGCAAACACACGGAACUGAUCGCGAUCAGUCAUAUGGGGUUGCUGUGCGUGUACAAGGUGUACAAUAUUGUGUUCCGCACGGAAAAGCCAGACAUUAAACACCAAACGGACAUACGGAAUGCGUACAUUUUGCUACCGUUGCGAGAUUUCAAUAACGGUGAUGGUGGUGGCGCUAUCAGACGCUGUCUGUUUCUGGUGGUGGUUGGAAACGUACCGAUGGGGAUUGUUUUCAACAUGAUGUCGACCAGCAUCGAGUCAAGGUUCGUCGAGCCGGUAGCGCUUAAUGUCCAUCAGCUGCCGGAAGGAUUUCUCUUCGUUAAUGAAAGUCAGGUGCGUUUGCGGGCACUGCAACCGUACGGACUGGAUGAGGCAAAAGUCGUGUACGAGAUCAAACAUUCCGUCAACACGUGCAGCGUAGUGACGGAGGACAAGCGGUUCCUGGUGCUCGGUACACAGCGAGGCAUUUCCAUCAUCAACAUCAGCGAAGGUGUCGAGGUACGGCGCAUGAACAAUAGCCACUCGAUCGUCGAUCUGGACGUGUUGAUGAUGGAAGCAACUUUGUCCCACGUGCUGCUGGCGUCCAUCUCGAAGGAUGGGGAGAAUGCGAUGAAUAUGUACAGCUUAUCGCUGGACACAUCGAAUCAGUAUCAGCUGGAAGGUACCACAGUGUUUCUCGCUAGUCUGGAGGAUGAUCCGGUCCUGCUGAAUACCGUCGAUCGGCACUGCCGAUUGCAGCAGACUUUGCUGCAAAAUAAUGAAUGGGGUGUGCCGCACCAAAAAACGUUCAUCAAUGACAACAUCAACGCACCCGUACUGUGUCUAAUCAAAACACCAUCCGCGUACUAUUUUGGGCUUGAAAAUGGCAAACUGCUGAAGCUGUCCGAGUGGCACAGCGACGCGACGAUGGUGAACGUGGCCGAGCUCGGUACGGAGGUAACAUAUUUGGAUCAUUUUGAACGCGCCAUGGAAUCGGGGAAGGUGGAAAUUUUGGUGGUAGCAGGCAAAGGUAUCUGCAAAAUCUACGUAAACGAAUUUGAGGAAAUUGAACUAACCGAUACGGUACGGAAGUGUUACAUGCUUUACGAUCGUUUUCUGCUGCUCAUUGGUGAUCGUUGUUCGAUACAGAUAUACGAUUUGGAACACAGAUCGCUGGAAUUAGUACAAAAAGAAAUCGAACGUUCGUAUGGUGCUUCCGCUUACCAGCUACUGCCAAGAUCGGCACUCAUACUGUGCACAGCCGAUGGCAUCGUUUACCAUCUCGGGUUGCAUCAGUCCGCAAUUGAAUCGUUCGACUUGGCACCGUUCGACGAGAUGCUAACGGUGAAACCGGCCCAAAGCAAACACACUCUGUCCGGUACCGGUACUACCACCAACGUGAUCUGCAGCUGUGCCUUAUCGGCGGACGGAGAGUUCCUGGCGGUCGGGUGCACCGAUGGCCGGAUCAUACUGCAACAACUUCUGGAUCCCAUCCGGCAGCUGGGUGUGCUGGAAUCGCACCAGUUUCCGGUGGCAGAGUUGUACUUUAGCAGCUGGAACGAACCGGGCGCACCACACAUUUUGGUUAGCGUCGGUGAUCUGAUCGUUUUCUGGAGCGUCGACAGUUUGGUUAACAAUCAACCGCGCAAGAGCGUAUCAAGCAUACGGCUGUCGGGUCGGUUUACUCCUCGCAAAACGGCGGAUUCAUCGAACGAUAAUCGUCGUUCGUACGGUAGCAAUCAGUCCGGCUUUUCCACACCGAUCGUGGGCAGUCCGGUGCAGAAAAGUUUCCUAGGCGAUCGGUUCGAGGAGUCGGCCCACUGGUGCAAUAAGCGUGGCUCUUACAGUAAACCGCACCUGCUGUCGUGCAUCAAGCUAAUAGGACAUGCGAAGCGAUUGAUCAUGAACCGAGAGUUUAAUAAAUUUCUCACCAUGGACGAUGAGGGUUACAUUCACUAUUUACGAUUUUAUCGUCCAUCCUCGAACCAGCUGCUGUUUCCACCGCCCGCCACCUUCGCGAUGCGGCCAACCAUCGUACCGACGAUGAUCGCACCGCUGGAUAGCAGCAGUAGCGCCAGUAGCAAUUCGCGUGCCGUCCAUCUUAUAUGACGGUUGUUAGCAAACGAACGAAACCUGCGGGUUGGCUGCUGUUACAUCCUAUUGUACAUACUGUACACUGCCUUUUUACGGUAAAUAAGAACCAGUAAAACGUUACUAUAUCGGGCAAUGCAACGCUACUCGUGUAACGGCGUUUGUUCGUUUGCUAGUGAAUAGGAAUUCAUUUGUUUGUUUGUUUGUGUGUCGUGUUUCUACUACCACUUAAUAGCGUCCAACUAUCCCUCCUUUAACUGUGCCAAAGUAGCGUACAAGGGUUUGGCUUACACAGUCUUUCAUAGCCAUUUAAGCUUUACUCUUUGAGCAAAGCGUGUACACGACGCGCAAAAGACAAAAUCAACCAAUCGCACACAUUAAGGGAAAUCGUUCCGCAAGCAUGUGAUAGCGGGAAAAUCGAAUAGUUUCGGAUUAGAUGAAUAUUUCAUAAGGAAAGAUAGCGAAGCCACGUUUUAAUAGUAAUAGUAAUUUGUCGAUUAUCGAAUAUUCUAAUAAUUAGGUACAAUGCAUGACUGAGACGGUGGUCGUAGAAUAGCAGAAAUGUGUGUAUAAGACUUUCGAACGCAUUUUUACCGAUUGUACAGAUUUUAGCCUAAUCUUCGCUCAUCCUUUAAUGUGCUAGAAGUUAGUACAUUAAAGCCAGGCUGCGGUUGCCUGUGCCGGAAAGUGUUACUUGCGAUAGUAGAUAAUGUACGACACGUUUAUAACAUUCCUUAGAUGUAAGAUUGAAUUUAUGAAAGGUUUUUUUUUUACUUAAUAGCAUACCCAACGAGAUAAAAUAAAUUCUACGAAUGUUUAAUACAAACAA
Messenger RNA from Anopheles funestus (African malaria mosquito), 8281 nucleotides. RefSeq lists its product as uncharacterized. The record is from RefSeq and is a predicted model, not a curated record. The coding region runs from base 3235 to 7470 and encodes 1411 amino acids. Gene Ontology annotation, molecular function: ADP binding; protein binding. NCBI's taxonomy places the organism in Eukaryota, Metazoa, Arthropoda, Insecta, Diptera, Culicidae. The transcript is spliced from 5 exons.